Molecule: messenger RNA, 1272 nt
Organism: Adineta steineri
Lineage: Eukaryota; Metazoa; Rotifera; Eurotatoria; Adinetida; Adinetidae
Source: the annotation of a GenBank genome assembly
AUGGUGACUUACAGUAUCAAACAAUUGAUGGGAUUUUGUUCUGAUUAUGCACUUGAUGCACAGAUUCAAAAAAUUCUUUUCUCAUUAGAUUUAUGGGUACCUAAAGCAGCUCGAGAAGUACAUAUUGAUAAUGUUGCGCAACAACAAUAUGCUUCCGGUGGUUACUCUGGAUUCAAUCGUGCUAGAUCUCCAACAAGACAUGAUAAUAUCACAAGUAUUAAUAACGUUAACAAUAGAUUACGUCGUACAUUAGCUUCACGAUCUAUGUCAGCUGAAGUUUUUCAUAGUUCUCAUGAUACAGGAUCCAGUUUUAUUUUGAAUAGUUUACGAGAUUUACAGAAAACAACAGCAACAACAAAUACUUCUUUGAUCAAAAAAUCUAGCAAUGAACGAAAUCUUGAUGAAACAUCACAAAUAAAUCAAUCACAAAUAAAAUUAAUGCCUAUUUUAGAAGGUGGUGAAAAUGAAGAUAAAUCAUUGGAACAAACUCGAUUUAAUAAAGACAAGUCAUUUAAAACAACAACUCUUGAUUGGACACCAGCCGAGAAUGACAUAUCAACUACUACUACUACUGGUCGAUCAAAUAUUGAUGCACUCUUUGAAUUAAGUGUUCGUGCUGAUUCAGCUCUUAAAACAGCUAUGUGUGAAAAUGCAGCAAUGUCAAAAAAUAUUUCUCAACAAAAUAAUAACAAUGAUCGUAUUACAUUACGUAAAAGUGUUAGUGUAAUGAAUCAAAAACAAAAAACUGGUAGUGGCCGUUCACUUGUACGUGCUAAAUCUGAUAUGGUUGGUGCCGAUGCAAGUCGUAAACGUACUUUAGGACAUAUUGCUCGUGCUUCGGAACGUUAUCUUUCUGAUGAUCCUAAAAUGAUUGCUGAAAUUGAAGAAAUUGAACUUGAAUAUUUAUUUAAUUAUAUUCGUCAUUUGAAAACAUUUCCUAAAUAUACUGAUAUGACUGAAGAUGAAAUCUUACGUGAAGUUGAAAGUGAUCCACAUACAUUACGUCAACGAACAAAAGAAAUUUUAAAAGGAAAAAUGUCAGAAUCCUAUGCAACUUAUAUUGCUAAAUAUCCAAACAAAAAACAACGUCGACGUGACCAUCCAACAUCACCUAAUAAAUAUCGUAAAUGUUCUCGACGAUGUUUCGAUGGACAAUUACGUACAUGGCGUCGUAAUUUACAUCAAUUUGAUGAAAAUAAUACACAAGAACUACCAGAUACUAUUGAACUAGAUAAUAUCAAUGAAAUCAAUGAACCAACAUUAUUAUUAUAA